This is a messenger RNA of Scheffersomyces coipomensis, 1897 nucleotides long. It is a transcript of the gene MIF2, whose product is annotated as Mif2p. The coding region runs from base 133 to 1785 and encodes 550 amino acids. Gene Ontology annotation, cellular component: kinetochore. Lineage: Eukaryota; Fungi; Ascomycota; Pichiomycetes; Serinales; Debaryomycetaceae. Gene Ontology annotation, biological process: spindle attachment to meiosis I kinetochore; kinetochore assembly; attachment of mitotic spindle microtubules to kinetochore. The record is from RefSeq and is a predicted model, not a curated record. The transcript has a single exon. Gene Ontology annotation, molecular function: centromeric DNA binding.
GCUUAAACACACAUACACAUACCCUUUGAACAACCAAACCCUUGAUAACCAACCAAGCUGAUCGAUCGAAAGAGUAAGUGAUACUGCUCUGUGAAUAGAAUAGAAAAUAAGGGGUGAGAAAACAGGAUCAUCAUGGACUUGUUGAAUCUAGGGUCUCAGUCAAGAAAGACUGGUAUCAGACCACGACAAAAUUUAAGAAAGGAUCAAUAUGAUAUGGAAGAUAUAGAUGAAUUCUUCUCUGAUGAAGAUGAUCUCACUGUCGCCAGACCAUCUACAACCACUAAGAAAGCAUUACAAUCAUCAUUAACUCCUAAGGAUAACUUCAAUAAUGUAGCUAAGAAGUUGAAUUUCGAUAGUCAGGGUGAAUCAUUUAGUUUAUCACCAAUUUCAAUCACAUCAAAAUUCUCUACUACAUCAGUUAAACUGAAGAAUAAGAAGUCUCCAUUACGAUCCCCCUUACCAGAACAUAAUAAAGCUUUAUCAAGUCAUAAUAAAAAACAUGAAAAACUGAAAUUAUUUAUCGAUGAGGGUACUGAUGAUUUUAAUUCUCAAAAUGAUGAUGAUGAGUUUGAUUAUGGAGAUAAUUUUAAUGAUGAUGAUUAUGAAAGUCAAGGUGUGGCUAUACCUCCAGCUCCUGCUCCUGCCAUGAGUUUAUCUCCUGUGGAUAUAUCUCCUGUACAGAGGAAAGUCACUAAGAAUAAUAAUAAUAAUAAUAAUAAUAAUACUAAAGCAUCAUCGAGGGCUGCAUCAGCUUUUACAAAACGAUUAGCAUUGGGUAAAUCAUCUAAAUCUAAACGAAAACCAGUAGUGGAAGAAGAGGAAGAACAAGAACCAAUUGAAAUAGAUCAAGAUCUAGUAGAUGAUGAAAAUACUAGUGAACUAAUAUCCCCACCACCUACCAAUAAAAGAAAACCAAGACAGCCAAGAACUAGCUUCGCUGUCGAAGUACCGUCUCAACAACCAACCAUUUUUAAACCUUCUCCAUUACCUUCACCUCCACCGGAUGGAUUAAGAAGAUCAAAAAGAGUUAAAGUGGCUCCUAUUGCAUAUUGGAGAAAUGAAAGAAUCGUUUAUAGUAGAGCUGAUGAAACUGAAGGUGAUCCAGAUACAACUUUAGCUACUGAUAUAAGGAAAGUACCAUUACAAAUCAUUAAAGAAAUAGUUCAAAUGCCUGAACUCCCCAAUGGUAUAAGAAGUCGGGCAAAACGAUCAAGACUGAGAUCAAGAACCACUCCACCAAAACUGAGAAAAUCAACUACUAAACCAGUAUAUGAUUAUGAAUCGGAUCCUGAAAUAGCAGGGUCAGAAUGGUUUACUAAAAAGGAAUUGGAAUUGAAUGUAUUUCAAAAUGAUCAAGCUAUAAAACAAACCGUGGCAUAUGCUCCUGAUGGAGGAAAUUUUGAAGAAUCAAGUAAAAUAUCAAAUAAUGAUGGUACGACACUGUUUGAUAAAUUCAAAAUAGCAUCAUUAUUUGCUGAUAAAUCAGCAACCAGUGCUGCAGGAUUAUUACAUUUCCCUUUGGAAGGAUCAAAACAAUUUCGAAAUUCAGGACCUUAUAAUUAUUAUUUCCAUGUGGUAAGAGGUUUGAUUGAAGUUACAUUGAAUGAAACUACCUUUGUCGUAACUAAAGGUUGUUCAUUUGAAGUUCCAACUCGUAAUUCCUAUGGAUUUAAAAAUAUCGGUCAAGAUGUAGCUCGAUUAUUCUUUGUUCAAACUAAAAGUCCCGAACUUGAAAAUGAAAGUGGAGAAGAAAUAAAUGAUGAUGAUGAUUGGGAUGGAGAAUAAUCAAACUACUACGAAUGAUACCCUCCCAUACACACAACUGUACUAUAACUUGUAAGACUAGGCAUAUAAUUAUAUAGAAAUAUAAGAAGUAUUUAUUUUUUUUUUUAUUAUU